Messenger RNA from Desarmillaria tabescens, 336 nucleotides. RefSeq lists its product as uncharacterized. The transcript has 2 exons. The record is from RefSeq and is a predicted model, not a curated record. Bases 1 to 336 code for a protein of 111 amino acids. Lineage: Eukaryota; Fungi; Basidiomycota; Agaricomycetes; Agaricales; Physalacriaceae.
AUGCAACUGCCAAAAUUCAGAACCAACUUUAUCUGUCUCACUUUCUUGUUUCCCGGUGAAAGCGACGUGUACGACUCUAUCAAGUCCAUUUCUCCUCGGGAUAUUGCCACGGUAGGACUACCUCCACUUCAAGAAAAGGCCCCCAUCAAUCUCAAAUACCGACCAUUGGUAGAGGUCGAUAUCCGAACAGAGGAACAGAGCAUAGGAUUCUCAUGUGUGAAUAAAGAGUUAUGGUGUAAUGAUAAGGGGGACAAUGCUCAAGGAGACAAGCUCGCGCCGAGGAGGAUACCAGACGAACUUUUCCGUCUUAGCAAGAGGGACUACGGUCACUGUUGA